AUGCACGACAGGGGCGUCGCCCCCGACACCUUCCCAUACUCCACACUCCUCAUGGUGCUCACCCGCGCAGGCCACCUAGACCACACGCUCAGCUUCCUGCCACUCAUAGAGGACGACGCUGUGGCGCCCGACCUCGUCCUCUUCUCCAACCUCAUCCAUCUCGCCCUCGGCAGCGGUGACGCGUCCAAGGCACUCGCGCUCUUCUCCCGGCUGCUGGGCACAGGGAUCAAGCCCGACCUCAAGGCCUACAACAUCGCCGUUGCCGCUUACUGCAAAUCUGACUUGCUCCGCGAGGCCAAGCGGCUGCUGCUCCACGACAUGCCCGUUGAUGGCGUCACGCCCAACGCGGAGUCCUACUCCCCCAUCCUCGUCGCGUUGGCACGUCGGGGGCGGCACCUCACUUCCGUCUCGCUCUUCUCACACAUGCACGCUGUGAGCGUCAAGCCAGACGUCAUGGUGUUCAACAUCGUGCUCAAUGCGUACGGGUAG
Phragmites australis (common reed) is the source of this 489-nucleotide messenger RNA. RefSeq names its product pentatricopeptide repeat-containing protein At5g39980, chloroplastic-like. The transcript has a single exon. NCBI's taxonomy places the organism in Eukaryota, Viridiplantae, Streptophyta, Magnoliopsida, Poales, Poaceae. Gene Ontology annotation, molecular function: protein binding. The coding region runs from base 1 to 489 and encodes 162 amino acids. The record is from RefSeq and is a predicted model, not a curated record.